AUGCGCACAGCCUUCAUCGUCCACGCCUUCAACGGCGCGCGCAUCGCCUGCUCGGUGCUCGCCGACCCGGGGGCGAGCCUCCCGCUCAGCGCGGGCGGCUUCGUCCCGUACUUUGACUACGCGGGCGACUUGCGCGUCUCGGGCGUCGUCACGCCGAUGGCGACUUUGCCGGCUGUCUUCCGCGCGCCGUCCGCAAUCUUUGGGGGAGCGAGCGCGUUCCUCACGCCCACCCAGUCCUUUGCCUACUCGCUGCGGGGCGUCGACCCGAAUUGUGCUUCAGGGCCAACAGCGGGAGUCGCAAACUCGUGCGGCAUCCACAUCCAUGAGGGUACCGACUGCGCCUCCAACGCGCUCGGCCACUACUGGGCGCGGGGCUCGUUCCCGGACGAUCCAUGGGCGUCGGUCAGCUACCGCGCGGAGAGCGGCUUGUUUGGUCGCUACACCGCGACGGGCGUCUCGCCCGGCGUCAUCACGGGCCUCUACCAGUCGCAAAUCGCCGGCCACGCCUUCAUCGUUCACGACGUCACCGGCGCCCGCAUCGCUUGCGCAAUCCUCCAGUCGUGCCCGGACGGCUGCGAGGCGCAACAAGAACAAUCGGGCGGCCUGGGCACGGCUUGGUUUGGGGCCGAGGGGCGCGCCUUGCGAAGCAGAACGGAGAACGACGUGGUUUCUGGUUACGUGUGUGGCUGA
Molecule: messenger RNA, 690 nt
Organism: Emiliania huxleyi CCMP1516
Lineage: Eukaryota; Haptophyta; Isochrysidales; Noelaerhabdaceae
Exons: 4
Coding region: 1-690 (229 amino acids)
Biological process (GO): superoxide metabolic process
Molecular function (GO): metal ion binding
Source: RefSeq, a predicted model, not a curated record